AUGAAUCAUUCCAACACCACUAAUACCGAUAGAGAUGCCUAUUUACAAUUAGGUAAAUCAUUGAAUGAACAACAUUCAAACCAAUUAUCAACCCAAUUACAAGUAUUUCAAUCGGCAUUAAUAAAUUUUGCUAAUGAUCAUGGUGAUGAAAUAUCCCUGAAUUUAGAAUUCAAAAAUAAAUUCACUCAAAUUGUUCAACUGAUAGGUAUUGACCCUUUAGAUUUAUUAUUAUACACAUCACAAAAUGAUAGAAACGGUGGUACUAGUAAUAGUAAUAGUAGUAGUAAUAGUAGUAGUAAUUACAAAAGAAGCAAUGUUGUUGCGACAAAUUUCGGGGUUGCUUUAGCGGUGAAAAUAAUUGAAAUAUGUCAACAAACUCGUGAUUUGAAUGGUGGGUUGAUAUCACUAAAAGAAUUAAUUUCCACAUUACAGAAUUCAUGUGAAACAGAAGGAAUAUCAUUGGUAGUACUGGAAAAAGACAUUGAAAGUUCAUUAAAUAAUCUAAACACUUUAGGGAAAGGUUAUGAAAUAUUGAUUAUAAAUGGGAAGAAAUGGUUAAAAUUUUCAUCUACAGAAAACUUAUCUAAUGAUCAAUUAAAAAUUUAUGAACUUUGUGAAUUUAUGGGAGGUUAUGUCACUUAUAGAUUAUUAAGAGAUAAUUAUGGUUGGGAUAAAGUGCGAUGUAAAACUGUCAUUGAUGAAAUGAUUAUGAAUGGGUUUUUAUGGGUGGAUUCACAAGACAAUGGCGAAUGGCAAUAUUGGGAACCAUCUUGGAUAUCCAACUAA
Molecule: messenger RNA, 786 nt
Organism: Candida albicans SC5314
Lineage: Eukaryota; Fungi; Ascomycota; Pichiomycetes; Serinales; Debaryomycetaceae
Gene: VPS22
Product: ESCRT-II subunit protein
Exons: 1
Coding region: 1-786 (261 amino acids)
Biological process (GO): protein transport to vacuole involved in ubiquitin-dependent protein catabolic process via the multivesicular body sorting pathway
Cellular component (GO): ESCRT II complex
Source: RefSeq, a predicted model, not a curated record